Molecule: messenger RNA, 872 nt
Organism: Nicotiana tabacum (common tobacco)
Lineage: Eukaryota; Viridiplantae; Streptophyta; Magnoliopsida; Solanales; Solanaceae
Source: RefSeq, a predicted model, not a curated record
UUAUCUUGUUUCAAAUCCACACAGCAAUACUACCUUAUGUUGGUGUGAGAGCACUUUCCAUGGCAUGCUUAGACAUGUACAACCAAAACUCAGCCGACCACAAAGGUUUCGGGACUCCUAUGAGUCCUAGAAUCUCCUUCUCUAAUGACUUUGUCGAUUCGACUACUAUUUCUCAUUCUUCUCAACUUCACCAAAUGAUGAAGAAUGAAAGCAGCAGGACUUAUAGGGAUGCUCCAGUUUCCUCUGACUUUGAAUUCAACGUCAGUAAUUACUCAAUGAUGAGUGCUGACGAGCUUUUCUUUAAGGGUAGAUUAUUGCCCUUCAAAGAAAGUUGCUCAAAUGCCCAUUCUCAGAAAACAACUCUGAGAGAUGAACUUCUCAAUGGGGAUGAAGAUGAUGCUUUUUCGUUGAGGCCACCCAAAAGUUGUACUAGGUGGAAGGGAUUUUUAGGUCUUAAAAAAUCUCACAUUGGGUCCAGGAAAGUUGAUAAGAAUAACGAAGGAUCUGUAGAAAAGAGGUCCAACGUCGUGGGAUCUGAGGAGCUGUUUCAUGGCAACAAGAAUUCACAGGAACCAUACAAUGGUGGUGGCGGCGGAUCCAGUUGUAGAGAUGUGGAGUUUCGUUUUAAUUAACGUUAGCUGUUCUCAAAGGCAGUAAUAGAUUCUUGAAGGUGUUCUGGGGAUGACCAUGGCUUCUAAUUUUUGUUGAAGUUAGGAAAAUCAUUUUAGAUUCAGCUGAUUAAUUUGUGUGCUUGUAGCUUUGGGUUUUAACUUGUCAAAUGAAAUCAAUUGGUAAAUUUGUACAAGUAAUUCAGAAUUUUUGCAUUUGCAGUUCAAAUAUUUCAUUGCCGUUAAGAGUGUUUUGUCCGUUCA